AUGGAGGAGACCACAAAGAAGAAGCUGGGAGGUCAUAUUAUGCGGUUGAUUGCACAGGCCGAGUGGCGUAACUCAAACGCUACUGAAGAGACCGCGCCUGCUCCCAGAACACAAGAACAUGCUACUGCAGCUAGACAAGGAAAACAAUCUAUGACUCUCCAUAAGUCUAUCGCUGGAAAUGAAGGGCUUGCUACGGCGCAUGUCAAGGCUCCGGCACCUGAAUCUGGCGUGAACAACCGAUACUCCCGUAAUUUUAUUCCCAAACUACAACUCAACGACUUGUUAGAUGUGAAACUACCUAUUGAUCAUGGUGCAUCUAUUGAAGAGACGAAAAGCGUUAUCAUGCAAAUUCGAAAACCUAUCGACGAAAACCGCAUCAAAGACUUCGUCGGAGGUGAACGAUUUCGCGAUUGGCUGAUUUCGGAUUCCUCCGAUGCACUUGUGGUCAACAACUGUUCGGUGAAUUUGUCUCCGGGGGCGGAUGGAGUGUCUUUGCUAACUGAACUCAUCUUACUGCUCUACGAGCAGUUAUCAAAAGACGAAGAAGCUUUUACUAUAAUGCACCUUUGUGCUAAGCAGCCUGCAAAUAACGAUAAAAUGACUACUAUGCAACGCAUGAUUCGGUAUAUGACUUCAGAGCUGUAUGGCUAUGACCGCGAUCAUUGGAAAAGGCAGGAUUUUGUCCUUAAAUUUUCGAAAGGCAUCCGUAGGUAUAAUCCAAGAAAUAACAAAAGUGAUGAGGAAGCCCACCUUAUCAUAGAUUUGUUCAUGGAUAUGCUCCCAAAAGCUCAAAAGGGUCAGGUAAUCUAUAUUUUGAUUGAUGGAUUCGACUUCAUCGAAAAAGAUCAGUCGGUAGUGAACCGGCGGAAUGUUUGGCAAUUCUUUGAAUGCUUGUAUGACUCAAUUAGAGACCUCCAGAAUUCAGAUGAGUCAAACCCUGUCAUCAAGGUUAUGAUCACAUAUCAUAAAACCUGCCCAGAAAAUACUCGAGAUUAUUGGGGAGAAUUCGUUGCGGAUCUACCGCAACCACCGAAAGCCGCUCGAAGGUAG
Talaromyces amestolkiae is the source of this 1050-nucleotide messenger RNA. RefSeq lists its product as uncharacterized. The transcript has 2 exons. The record is from RefSeq and is a predicted model, not a curated record. NCBI's taxonomy places the organism in Eukaryota, Fungi, Ascomycota, Eurotiomycetes, Eurotiales, Trichocomaceae. Bases 1 to 1050 code for a protein of 349 amino acids.